This is a messenger RNA of Cuscuta campestris, 1742 nucleotides long. The record is from the annotation of a GenBank genome assembly. NCBI's taxonomy places the organism in Eukaryota, Viridiplantae, Streptophyta, Magnoliopsida, Solanales, Convolvulaceae.
CCCCUUUAGAUUGGUUGGAAUCUCUCCCUGAAAUUGCUCAUCCACCCCGUCCGGAAACCUGCCAGCAUCCAUCUGGAUUCCUUGAACCCCGUAGAUAGAGGUUUCAGCCUGUAACCAGAAUCAACGAUGGGGCAACACGAUAUUCGCCGUCCGUUCAAGCGUCCGGCCAUCUCCGACCAGCAACGACGCCGGGAACAGUCUCUCCUCCGCCAGGAACAGAACCGCCGCGACGCUCAGCUGCAAGCACGCCGCUUAGCCUCCACCAUUCUGUCGAUUCAGUCUGAUGACUGCGAUCCCCAAUCCCUUUCUGAAGAUCCUGACACCGAAGCCUUACCCGGAAUCGAGCAAACUGAACCCGAUAGUCGACAGAGCGACAGCUAUGAUAUCAGCCAUAUCUCUAGGAUCAGAGGAGUUGAAGCUCGCCGCUGGUUUGCUAAGCAGCUUAUGCUUCCUGAGUGGAUGAUAGACGUUCCUGAUAACCUGAGCACUGACUGGUAUGUAUUCGCAAGACCUGCUGGAAAGAGAUGUUUUGUUGUUUCCUCUAAUGGGACAACUAUCAGUAGACUACGCAAUGGCACUCUCUUGCAUCGGUUUCCUUCUGCUCUACCAAGUGGUUCGAGGACUAAUAAUAAAUCUUCUCAAUCUUAUUGCAUCCUUGAUUGUGUAUUUCACGAGUUAGAUCAAACAUAUUAUGUGAUUGACAUGGUAGGUUGGGCUGGGUUCUCGUUGUAUGAGUGCACUGCAGAGUUCAGAUUCUACUGGUUGAACACUAAGCUUGCUGAGACAGGGGCCUGUGAUGCUCCCUCAACAUACCAUAGAUAUAGGUUUAGCAGUGUUCUAGUCUACAAUUGUGACCAGGAAGGACUUCAUUCUGCUUAUACAGGGCCGGUGCCUUAUGCCAAGGAUGGUCUGCUUUUCAUUAAUAAGCAAGCACAUUAUCAAACAGGGAAUACGCCGCUUGCUUUGGUCUGGAAAGAUGAGAAAUGUAGCCAAUAUGUCAUCGAUACUGAUAAUAAAGGAGAAAUUCCAACUGAACAGCAGGUGGUUCUAGAGCUACUGGAUGGCGGAAAACUGGCAACAUCUGACGAUCCUCCUGUUAUAUUUGGAUGCCUGAAUGGAGAAUUCAUCCAAAAGACAGGACUUCACCACGGAGACCUUCUACGUUUUUCUGUUGGUGAAGGUGGAUUACUUUUGGUGGAUGGGAAGCUGGAGAGGGCAGAUUUGCAGUACCUUGGCAAACCAAAUCGUUCUCGUGCCUUUGCUGAUAGUUACUCUAAGGUGCUGUUCCAGUAUGCAGUCCGACGUUCUCCUCUACAAAUUGAACAUGUUUUUGCAUCUAUAAUAAGCGCUUCAUCGGCUAGUGAUGAAAGUGCAACUCGUGAUGCAGAGAUGGCAGGCUAAAAUGGUUCCACUUGAAAUGCAAGCAUUAUCAGUGGGAGUUAAAAACUACUCCCUACGAGAUUUGACAUCCAGAAGAAGUCGAUCGCAAGCUUUUGAAAGAUGAAGAAUGUUCAUACAAAUGACAUACAUCUCGAGCGAUAAAUUCCUCUUUUGAAUCCUGCCCACUGGUUGUGAUAUUUGUGAUCUCCGCUGGUGUGAGCAUUGAAAAGUCUGAAAUCUUCUUAUGGCCUUUGCUUGCUCAGUUAGUAUGUCUGUUAUAUUUAUUACUCUGUAUUUACUCAGUAUUUACUUUAAGAAAAAAUUCUAUAACUGGUCUUUUAUAAUAGAGAUUUUUCCAUAUU